AUGGUGCUGGUGGCAGCAGCUGCUGCGGGCCGGUGGCAUGGGGUUCUUCGAAUCGUCGUGCUCGUGCUGAUGAUCGGCUGUCUUAGCAGCAGUGGGUUUUUGGCGUACGACAACGGGCGCGACCAGCAGGAGGCGAAUGGCCGUCACUUCUCCCAACAAUCCAGCGCUCCCCCCGCGCCACAUGAUGCCGGAGCCGAGGCCCAUGAAGGUCUUCGCCUUGCUCCACACGAGGGCACAGAGGUGCCCAGCGAACACGUAGCUUUGCAUGAGUCUGAGACGGACCUUUACGGGGUGGUGGACGAGGACGAUUCCCACGGAUAUGAUCCCUAUAACGAACUCGACUCGGAAGCCUCGCCUGUCGAGCUCACGGACUGCCAGCUGACAGCCUUCUCCAUUCAUCCCUCAAAGCUGGACUUGCGCGAACUCAACCUUGUGAAGUUUACAAUUGGCUACCAAUGCCCGCAAGGUUUGUUGGACCCCUACCAGCACGCAGGUCUCUACCCCCCGCAAUUGGCCGUGAUACGACCAGAUGGCCAAGUCAUGAAUGUCGUGUUCACCUUGAGCAAUGAUCUCCUUUCUGGCGACGACCACGUGGGCGUUGUACAAAACACACUGGAGCUUCCAAGUUGGAACAUGCCCGAAGGUGCAUAUCAAGUGGCUUAUGUCAUGAUGGUGGAUCAAUUGGGUCGGCAGGGCUACAUAGAGGCGGCGGCGCUACAAGCGAGCGGGCUUUCGUACACCUUCCACGUAACAGGAAGCAAGCACGAUCCACACGCACCCCGCUUGCACUGGCCGCGCUACGAUCCAGCCACAGACGUGGUCAUUGAACUUCAACUCGAAGAGCAUGGCUCAGGCCUGGCAGAAAAUCAUUUGCUCGCUCUCAAUCCCAGCUCUCAGAUCAAACUGCGCAGUGUCACAGCGCCUGCGCUACAGGAAGUCAUUGUUGAUUUUGAUGCGCGCAAUGGCACCACGGGGUCGGGACCUGAAGGACUUUGGACGCUUCGCUUGCAUGUGCAAAUGCCACUCCACACGUGGGCUGGCAUGUGGGAGAUUGAAUAUGUUCGUUUGGCCGAUACUGCCGGCAACGCUGCCUUGUACGAUAAAGCCUUGAUCUGCGACAAAUCUACCGUUGCUGUGUGUGUGUGUGUGUGUGUGUGUGUGUGUGUGUGUGUGUGUGCCAACAUGCAAAAACAUGGGAUGCGGCUGGAAGCCUUUAUUGGUAACCAUAAUCUCACCUACCACGGCGAUGAUCUGGCAGCAUACACGGAGCUGACGUAUUUCAAUGACCCAGACAUGGAAGCUGAGCGAGAGUAUCUCAAAUACAUGCUGGCCUUGGAACGUGCCAAGGCUGCCGAGGCGGAGGCAGCAGAGCGCGAGGCCAUGCAGCAACCCACGGCAAGUAGCUUUGCAGGAGCCGAAGGCGACAACUACAAUAGUCCAAAGCAGACGGCAGACGAGGCAGAGGCUGAGGCCGAAGAAUGA
This is a messenger RNA of Monosiga brevicollis MX1, 1482 nucleotides long. RefSeq lists its product as uncharacterized. Lineage: Eukaryota; Choanoflagellata; Craspedida; Salpingoecidae. The transcript has 12 exons. Gene Ontology annotation, biological process: mitochondrial proton-transporting ATP synthase complex assembly. The record is from RefSeq and is a predicted model, not a curated record. Gene Ontology annotation, cellular component: mitochondrion. The coding region runs from base 1 to 1482 and encodes 493 amino acids.